CCCGCGUGGGUGCCGCCCGCCGCCGCCGCCGCGAGGGGCUCGAGCUGCCCUGAGGAAGAGCAGCGGGACGAUGGGGACGAGCAGCCGGCACCGUGCGUGCUGUGCUCCCGAGAGGACGCCGUGGAGGCGCUGGAGCUGCUGGGGGCCACGUUCGUGGAUAAGAAGCGCGACCUCCUGGGGGCCCUCAAGCACUGGCGGCGAGCCAUGGAGCUGCGGCACCAGGGAGGGCGCUACCUGGCCAAGCCGGAGCCGCGGCAGCUGGUGCUGGCCUACGACUACGCGCGGGAAGUGAGCACGCUGGACGAGCUGGAAGGCCUGAUCACGGACCCGGAUGAGAUGCGCAUGCAGGCGCUGCUGAUCCGAGAGCGCGUCCUGGGCCCUUCGCACCCGGACACCUCGUAUUACAUUCGUUACAGGGGGGCCGUCUAUGCUGACUCGGGCAACUUCGAGCGCUGCAUCAACCUGUGGAAGUACGCCCUGGACAUGCAGCAAGGCAACCUGGAGCCUCUCAGCCCCAUGACUGCCAGCAGUUUUCUCUCCUUUGCCGAGCUCUUCUCGUACGUGCUUCAGGACCGCUCCAAGGGCACCUUAGCAACCCAGCUGGGCUUCUCUGACCUCAUGGGCGUGUUAAGCAAAGGCGUCCGGGAGGUGGAGCGGGCGCUUCUGCACGGCAAGGACCCGGUCACCGAUUCGGCACAGUUCACCAAGACCUUAGCCAUCAUCCUGCAUCUGGUCUUCCUGCUGGAGAAGGUGGAGUGCGCGCCGGAGGAGGAACAUCAGAAGCGUCAGACCAUCUACCGCCUGCUCAAGUGCAGCCCCCGGGGCAAGAACGGCUUCACUCCCUUGCACAUGGCUGUGGACAAGGACACCACCACGGUGGGGCGUUACCCAGUGGGCAAGUUCCCGUCGCUCCAUGUCGUGAACUUGCUGCUGGAGUGCGGGGCUGACCCUGACAGCCGGGACUACGAUAACAACACCCCGCUGCACAUAGCUGCCCGAAACAACUGCCCGCUGAUCAUGAGUGCCCUCAUGGAGGCCGGAGCCCACAUGGAUGCCACCAAUGCCUUCAAGCAGACAGCCUAUGAGCUGCUCGAUGAGAAGCUGCUCACCAAGAGCAUGAUGCAGCCCUUCAAUUACAUCACCCUCCAGUGCCUUGCUGCGCGUGCCCUCGACAAGCACAAGAUCCCCUACAAAGGCUUCAUCCCUGAAGAGCUGGAGGCCUUCAUUGAACUUCACUAGGGUGGGAGAGCAACGGGGCCACCCGCCUUCCACAUGAUCCCCAGGAGGGAGCAAGGUUGGAAGCCUUCCUUGCCCUGAGGCAGGCUGCAAGUGCUGUCCAUCCUCAUCACCAGUGAGCUUGUCCACACGGGGUAGAAAACUCAAGAGGUUGUGGCUGGGGCAUCUCCUCCUCCUCCUCCACAUCUCCAGGUGCCAGAAAUAGCGAACUGCGCCAAGAGGAGGUUGCAGCCAUGGCCUUCCCCCAUUGCUGUCUGUCUUGCCCUUUGGCCAGUGGAGCUCUUAAGGCAGAUUCCUCAAUAUCCUACCAUUUCUUCCAUUAAUGCCAGAUUCACUCAGUCUUUAUGCUCUGGACUAGCUGCAGAUUCACAUAUGUGCCCCGGCUCUGCCCUACCCCUGCCUUGAGCACUGAACAGAGAAAUGCAAGCAAGGAAUAAAAUAUCCUACAUCUUCCAGUGUAACCUUAUGCCUUGUUCCCCCCUGGCUUUAGCACUUGAGCCUAAGAGCUGAGUGGCCAGUGCUCAGUAGAGUUCUUGGCUGCUGACUUGAGGGUAAAGCGAGGCUUGGUGGCUCGUUUGCUUCCCCAUCAGUGUAGGAGUUCUCAGAUUUGCAAUGAGUAUGUGUAAAGCUGGGUUUUUUUCCCUGUCUGUGCCAGGCCUCAUCCACACUGCCUGGUUUCUCCAAUCCUGUACUAGAGUGGCUUCAACAGCAGGUGGUGGCUUGUUUGAAUGUGGUUGGGGGGAAGAGGGAGAGAUGAGGGAAAGGGAGGCAUCUAUUUAAAAAAAAAAAAAAGCCAAGCUGAGUAGUCAAAUUGCUGGCUUUCUUCCCAUUGCAUAUGCUGACCCCUGGUCUAGAUAGAGACCCACUGUUUCCACUGGAGCUCUGUGUGGACUCCAGGGUGGGCCUGUGUGACCACUCUCAGGCCGACAGGGCUGCAGAUGUGGGACAUGAUCGGAUACCAUCUUGCUAACCAUUCUGGGGUUGAAAAGCAUGUGCAGUGGGGAUGCAGUCUGGGGGUUGAUGGGAGGCAGGUAAGCAUUUGGGGAGUGUCUAAACGUCUCUAGGAAAGAGCUACCGCUAAUGAAGGAUUGUUAAUAUUUGGGCUUUUUUGUACUGUUUAAGAUACUGAUCCUGCGCUCUCUGUAAUCACCCUGCUCUGGAAAACCUCCAUCAAAAGGGCCAGCGUGGUUUGGGGUUUUUGAUUCUUUUGCAAGUAUAGGACAGAUGGUGCUAGCUUCAGGACUGAGAUGGGGAUCUCUCAUGUGGCUGCUAUCAGGGCAAGCUGUUUUUGUGCAUUAGGGUCUGCACAAAAGCAUUUUAGCCCUGACUUUGAUUGGGGGGCGGUGGUACUGUUGCUCCACUCAGUGGGGAAUAGUCAGCGCUGGGAAAUACGAUGCUGCCCCAAUCUCAGAUCCUCUCUAUGCAGGAAUGACUGUGCUUUGCCAGCCUGUGUCUAAUUUCUUGGCCCAGUCAGAGCAAAACACAUAGCUGAGGGGGAAGCAGCUGCCCCUCAGAGCUUUGGGGAAAGGUCAGGACCAGGAGAGCAGAGCCCUGACAAACACUAAUGCACUAUAUGCCCGCAGAGCUGCUGUGCUGGGAUUUGCAGGCCAGCUGAACCGUAAGCCUCAAUAAUCCAAUAUUCUCUGCCUCAUACAGAUACUGUAGUUCUGCUGUUUUAGUUUUUGCAGUGUUAACUAUUUAAAAGAAAUGUUAUUUAUAAGGCAAGAAGGUUUAACAUGCAUCGAGUCAAGUGCGGAGUUAAUUUAGCUACUUCCCCCACCCCCCCUUCUGGCUGAAACAUGGACUAAACUGCAGAGACAGAUUUGUUCAAUUUUGCGAGCCGACUGCUCCUAACUUUAAAUAAUAAAACAAAAAAAAAUGCUGCUAGAAUG
Alligator sinensis (Chinese alligator) is the source of this 3128-nucleotide messenger RNA. RefSeq names its product fem-1 homolog A (gene FEM1A). The transcript has a single exon. The record is from RefSeq and is a predicted model, not a curated record. Gene Ontology annotation, cellular component: ubiquitin ligase complex. Gene Ontology annotation, molecular function: protein binding. Lineage: Eukaryota; Metazoa; Chordata; Crocodylia; Alligatoridae. The annotation marks the transcript as partial. Gene Ontology annotation, biological process: negative regulation of inflammatory response; ubiquitin-dependent protein catabolic process.